Molecule: messenger RNA, 2013 nt
Organism: Frieseomelitta varia
Lineage: Eukaryota; Metazoa; Arthropoda; Insecta; Hymenoptera; Apidae
Exons: 3
Coding region: 298-909 (203 amino acids)
Cellular component (GO): extracellular region
Molecular function (GO): chitin binding
Source: RefSeq, a predicted model, not a curated record
CAGAAGAGGUGGUCGCGGUUGUGCCGGUGUUUAACGUUGAACCAACGACCGAGCAAACGCGCCUUUCCCCAGUCUUUCGCGUCUCGAGGACCGGUUACCAUCGUUCAUUCGUUCUCUUCUCGGUCUCGUUCCGUCCGUGUAUUAUUAUUUCGUGUAAUCUGGCUUGUUCUCUCUCUUGUGACUCUCGUCGACGGUGUUGAGGAUGAGGCUGGCUCCUCGACGAACCUUUGGAUCCUAGGCUUCUGCAGUCAGGUUGGGGCGUUUAGGUGACCAAGAGCAAACCUAGGAGGAGGGAUCAUGCGGGUGCUCGACAACCUCUGCGCGCUGGGAUACGUCGCGUUCCUUUUGCUACUCGUCGGUGUACGGGACAGCGGUGGUGGCAAAGUGUCAAAGAGGGCGAAGCCAGUGGACCCAGACGCGGAGGACAACCGCGACAACGAGGACUACUACUACGAGGACGUGGAGGAAAGAAACAAUCCGACGAACGAGGCACCGAUCGUCCCUCCUGGAUUUCUCAGCCCCUCUGUCCGCGAGUAUCUCGAUCUCGGCAAAUCGAUACCCGGUCGAGCAGGCACGGACUACCCAGUGCUGGGCAAAGUCCCUUAUACGAACUUCUACUGCGACGACCAGCCGUAUCCGGGUUUCUUCGCGGACGUCGAGACAAGGUGCCAAGCGUGGCACUACUGCGACAUAGACGGCCGUCAGGCGACGUUUCUCUGUCCAAACGGGACGCAGUUCAGCCAGGCGGUGUUUGUCUGCGACUGGUGGUUCAACGUCCGAUGUGAACUCAGUCCCAAGUUGUACGCCAUCAACAGCCGACUGUACGGCAGACCCACCGAGAGUCCGACCAGGCCGCAUCGGCUCAUCACCAAGGAACUCCUCGAGAAUAUCUUCGUCAGGCGGAAAUGAACCACCUGAAAGAAACUGAAGCUGCGUUCUCGUUUUUAUUGCCAGUGCGACUCCGUCGUCCAUCGAUCGUUCCAUCGAUUCGAUCCGGCGAGGAAAAAAUCAAGAGGCUCUGUUUCGUCGAUGGGUGAACGUGUAUGUCUCUCCUUGUCGAGAAUCGUUCUUGACUUGAUUGCAACUGAAUGAGCAGGAGCGAAUGGUAGAGAAGUGUCUUGUUGGUUGGUCGUAGUUUGAAUUUCGCGCCGCGUGGAAGAAUGUUCCAGAGGGAUUUGGUCGAAGUUUCGACGAUGAAGCGUUCCAACACUUCGUACGAACAAGGCAUUUCUUACAUCUGAACGAGGAUUCUGAACGAUUUCUUACGGGAUGAACGACGACGAGUAAAUGUUAACGUAGAAUAAUUAAUACAGACGAUUGGUCGAAGUAUGGUUGAGAGACAGAAUCUGUUCGAAGUGCCACGACGUUGGUUUUCUGUAGGAUAAAAAUCAUUCUCGACGAUGAUCGAGGAUCGACGAGAAACAAAAGGGGAACGAUCGACGAUUUAAGUGCCACGAACUUACGUCUGCUUUUUGAUUUUCGUCCCUUUCAUUCCUUUGGGACGAGAAAGCGCGCGAAUGGUAGGUACGCGAAUUAUUAGGUGUGGUUAUAUUUGCUAAUCGUACAAAUAAAAAGAAAAAAGAAAAAUUAUGACGAAUGUUAUUAUUAAUAUGACGAACGUGGUAGUAUGCGAUGUACAUAAUGUUCAGCGAAUUUUCUACAGCGAAUCCACUCGUUCGAAACCCGUAAAAUUUUAUUAUCCAAAUAAAGAAGUUAUAGUUGGUUAGAAUGUUAGGGUCUGAAGCAUAUUUGCUCAUAAUGUCUCCUGUACCUUUACUCUAUUGAAACACCCAUUGAUUUAUUUCGGUAUUUACUACGAUGAAACAGAACAUGAUUAAGAACGAUACUAGACGUAACUCCGUCAUGAGAAAAAAAAAGUACAUACAUUUUAAGUGAGGUUAGGCCACCUUGAAUAUGUGAAAUUAAUCAUAUUCCUUUGUAUCUUCUUCUUACAAACGGAUGAAAUUAAUGGAAAAUUUAGAAUAAGGCCUUCAUUAAACGAAUUUUGAGGAA